UGUAGAUCAUCCUGACCACUCACUGCUCCUCAUCCAGGAAUCUUCUCAAAGGGCUUCUUGGGGUACCUUUUUACUUUUUUAAACAAAGGGAAGAAAAUGGCACCAAAGAAAGAUGUCAAGAAAGCUGCACCUGCUGCAGCCCCCGCCCCAGCACCAGCGCCAGCGCCAGCCCCAGAACCACCAAAGCCCAAAGAACCAGCAAUUGAUCUCUCCACCAUCAAGAUCGAGUUCUCCAAGGAUCAACAAGAUGACUUUAAGGAGGCAUUCCUCCUCUUCGACAGAACUGGGGAAGCCAAGAUCACCCUAAGCCAAGUCGGAGAUGUCAUCCGUGCUCUGGGACAAAACCCCACUAAUGCUGAGAUCAAGAAGAUCCUGGGAAACCCCAGCAAUGAGGAAAUGAAUGCUAAGAAAAUUGGGUUUGAAGAGUUCCUGCCCAUGUUGCAGGCAGCUGCCAACAACAAAGACCAGGGUGGCUUUGAAGACUUUGUUGAAGGUCUGCGUGUCUUCGACAAGGAAGGCAACGGGACAGUCAUGGGUGCUGAACUCCGUCACGUACUGGCCACUCUGGGUGAGAAGAUGAAGGAAGAAGAAGUAGAAGAACUGAUGAAAGGGCAGGAGGACUCCAACGGCUGCAUCAACUAUGAGGCAUUUGUGAGGCACAUCAUGUCUAUCUAAAUGGAUUUUUGAAGACACACAAUUUGAACAAGAUCAGCAGGCCCUUGAGAUAUGCAUUUCUAGGACACCAUUGUUUCAUCCAGUAAUACCACUCUGGAACCUAAAAGGACUGUAAUAUCUGCCUCCCAAACACUCCCUUUUUAAAGCCAUCAGCAUGAGAUGCCAAUCGAAUCUAAAAAUUUUAACACUUUGCAGCUAGAACACUUGCUGAGCCUAAUGAGAAGGACUAUGUUGCCACUGCUGUCAAACCCAAUUAUCUUUUUUCCAUAUUGUCUACCAUGGAAGCAAUGUAUGCUAUUCAAAAGAGAAGGAAAAAGAGAAUCUGACAAUAAAUUCCUGUG
Messenger RNA from Varanus komodoensis (Komodo dragon), 1016 nucleotides. RefSeq names its product myosin light chain 1 (gene MYL1). The transcript has 7 exons. Gene Ontology annotation, molecular function: calcium ion binding. Gene Ontology annotation, cellular component: myosin II complex; contractile muscle fiber. The record is from RefSeq and is a predicted model, not a curated record. Bases 97 to 675 code for a protein of 192 amino acids. NCBI's taxonomy places the organism in Eukaryota, Metazoa, Chordata, Lepidosauria, Squamata, Varanidae.